AUGGACCGCCCCGGCACCAUCUACUGGUCCGAUUGCAGGCUGGACAUGGAGGAGUUGACCAGCAAGAUCGCGCUCCUCCACCUCUCCAUCCAACAAUACAGUCCAGAGGGAGGAGCGACCUCUGACCUUGUCGCUUUGGAAGCGCAACUCUGCAUAUUCCACCACGACGUCAUGCAUAUCCUCAACGGAGGCUGCCAGGUCGACGCCCAGGCAUCUGCAGCUACGGUCGGUCGGGCGCCCGUCUCUCGUCUGGACGAGCUCUUCCGCCAGAUCCGCGCGAUCGAUAAUACCUACCUCGCCCUGCUCGACAAGAUCGAGGCGGGCGGAGUCGAGCGGCAGCCCGGCACGCGCACAAAGCAGGACCUCAUCAAAGUGAUGAUCCAACUCCUGGAGCGGCGGAUCGCCGACCACGCCAAAACACUGCAGCAGGCCUGCCCGGCGCUAGACGCGCAAAUCGGGCUCAUCGUCGAUCAGCGGGUCGAGCAGGUCAGGGUGCAGCUCGUCCAGGAUGCGGAGAAGGCGGCGGCGGGAAGGGUGGCGGAAAUGGCCAGCCAGCUGGCAGAGCAGGUCAAGGCGGAAGUGACCAAGGGUCUCGCUCGGCUCGCGGACGACCUAGAGGCGCAGAAGGCGGCUCAGCUGGCGUUGCAGGCGGAGGUGGAUGUGAUGAAGGGAAAGAAUGCCGCUCGGGAAAAGGCGGACGACCAGAGGAUGGCAGACCUCGCCGCUUCCCUCAACCACCUUCGGGAUCAGGUGAAGGACAAGGAUACCGAGGCUCUCUCUCAGCUUGGCGUGCUGCAUCAGGCGAUGGAGGCAAGGAGGAAGUCGAGGGAGGAGAAGAUGAAGGUUAUGCGGGGGGAGCUGGAGGGCAUCAAGCGUAAGCUUUAUGCUUUCCAGGGAGUUGGUCGAUCUCAGGCGUACCGGGAAAUUGGGUCGGUCCACGUCAGCGUCGGGGAAGGCGCUCUCGACAAGCCGGGGCAGGCGCCGGGAUCGGACUGGUUCGAAGCGCUGAGCCAGCUGGAUCUGGCACAACCGGAAGCGAACACAAAGCAAGCGCAAGGGAAGGAGGAACAGGUGCUGGUCCAGCACCACUUCGACCAGCUCAACACGGCGGUCAUCCGCAUCAUGGACGCCACCAUGGCUGUGCAGCACCAGAUGACCGCCAAGGACGACAUCGACGCCCACACCCGUACCGCCAUCCGCAACCUCGGUACGGCCAAGCGUGACAUCCUCUCUGCGAUCGACGCACAUGUCCUUGCCCUUACCGCAAACUUCGACAACAAGGCGGACAAGCUCGACAUCGUCAUGCUCGCUUUUGAGCAGCGUCUCGGAGCGGCCGGCCCGUCCGACAUGGCGGUCAGCGUUGACAAGGAGUGCGGCGGAGGUGGGGACGAGCGGAAGCGAGGUGGCGUCAGCGGUGGACCGAGCGGGUGUGUGGAGCAGGGGAAGAGUGUGUGGUCAGGAACGGGGGUGGUGGAAUUGGAUUUGCUUAGAUAUCGCGUCUCCAAGGCUGUACAAGAGUCUCAGCCCCUGCGCGUCCCGCAGCUGCUGUGCGACGAAGACGUGCAACGCCUCAUCGUAGAGGUGACGUCCAUCGGCACGGACCUCAGAGCAUUCGAUCCCCGCAGAUCCUCCCAAUGGGCGCUCUCGGAUCUCGAGAAGCGGCUCACAUCAGCCAUUCGGGCGUUUCUCCACCCCCUCGGUAUCACGUCUACAUCCAUCAACUCGGCAUCCCCCCCUACCUACGCGCACAUUUCAUCUCAUCAACUCGACCAGCUCAAGCGCGUCCUCGCAUCCAGCAACGAUAUCUAUCGGAGCGUUCUCGAUGGGCUCGGUCCUGUCAAGCGGUUCGGCUACCAGGCUUGGAGUUGGGAUUCCUCACACCGACCCCUGCUGAUCGACACCAUCAAUACUUUCAACGCUCGUCUGUCACACCCUGGACCACUCGUCGAUGACGGGAGCGUACCUGAUCUCGAGGCGCGUAUCGCCGGCGAAGUCAGCUGGCGCGUGGAUGAGAUGAAGGGGAGCCUAUUUGCGGAGGUUCAGGGCAUGGUGGAGCGGUUGGAGGAGGACAGGCUCGAGGGGGAGAGACAAGCUCAAGCGGAAGGCGGGUAUGACGAGGACGAGGAAGCCAUCACUCACGGCGCCCGCUGGAAUCGGAAAUGGAUGCAGUCCAGCGACGAUCCAUGGAGCGGACCUUACGUGGCGCUGGAUUCUCAGAUCGAAGCUCUGAAUCAUCGCAUCGACGGCGCCGCCGCGGAAUCGGUACGAAACGCUCGGUCCGCUUGCCAAAAGGCCAUCAGCGAUGCGGUUGCGGACACGACCGGGGAAUGCGUACAAAAGGUCGACGCGGCGAACAAGAUCGCUGCAGACGCACACAAGCGGAUCAGCUCGCUCGUCGAUCGCGUCAGUGCGGUGGAAUCUCGAGGAGGCGCAGCAGAGAGGGAGACGCUGGUCCAAGCAGCUCGCAAGGAUGUCCGUCAAUUCGCAAAGACGGGGCUCAGGGUACAGGUGGAAAGGGAUGCGAGGGAGAUCAUUAUGGAAGUGGUGGGAUCGGUGAUGGAGGAGCAUGAGCUGGCUCAGGCGGCAGUGGAAGCUCGGUGGCAGAAGGAGAGGGAUGGGCUGUUCGAGGAGAUCAAGAAGCAAAAGAUGGAGGCGGCACGGGUCAGGGUGGAGCACGAGUCUGCCCUCGCCAACAAUCGAAAGGCGCUCGCCGAUCUCAAUGUCCAAUCGGACACGCGGCUCGCGGCGGUUCGGAAGGAGCUGCAGGCGCAGAAGGUUCAGCUUGCCGAGGCGAUGAGAGUCAGCGAGCAGACGGCUGUCAGCACCAAGCAUCUCAGGGUGGACCUGACCAGCGUAGAGCAGUCGCUGGCUAGGACGGAGCAGCAAGCGGAGGCAGCGGCCCUACCUCCUGUUCCCUGCGGGGAAGUGCAGGGAUGCGGCGCUGAGUUCGGAACGUCGGCACCGGGAAGGCGGGGCGGACAGGCCAGUCAGCCGAGUCAAGCGGUGCUGAUCGCGGAGGAGGGGAAGGGUCAGGGACCGGUCAACGCCCUUAUCGCCAACGCAAAACGAAUCGCAAUCGUCGAUAUCUCCAAGCAUCAAGCUCUUGCUCUCGACGCCAUCACUGAGAGGGCGACUCAUCGGCUGCUGGCCAUCGAUGCUAAGGCGGACAAGCUCGAUACUGCGAUGCUGGCUUUCGAGGAGCGUCACUCGGUCCCCCCGGUCGCAUUGACCCCCGGAGUCAUCCCUUCCCUCCGUGAUACCCCGCGCAACUCUUCUCCCUCCGCGAGCGCCGAUGGAGUCUCCUCCACUUCCAUCGCUUCGAUGGAUGACCUCCCUGGCCCUUCCCGAAUGGUCAAAGCGGUCAAAACGGGACGUCCAGGCAUGCCGAGGAGGCAUCCCGUUGAGGCGGCCGGAACGAGGAAGAGAGUGGCACCCGUUGGUGCAGUCGCGCCCAUGUCGGUGUCAGCGCCGGCGCCAGCAAUGACGCGAAGUCGGGAUGGGACGAAUCAGGCGGUCAAGGGCAAAGACCAAGGCGCAGAGAAGGAGGGGCCAAGGGGGAAGAAGAUGUCGCGAGUGGAGGCGGAGAAGGAGCUUUUCGAGGGGGGUUACAUCACCGAGAAUGUCUACAACAGCGACGAUUUCGCGUACGAGUAG
Dioszegia hungarica is the source of this 3654-nucleotide messenger RNA. RefSeq lists its product as uncharacterized. NCBI's taxonomy places the organism in Eukaryota, Fungi, Basidiomycota, Tremellomycetes, Tremellales, Bulleribasidiaceae. The record is from RefSeq and is a predicted model, not a curated record. The coding region runs from base 1 to 3654 and encodes 1217 amino acids. The transcript is spliced from 3 exons.